AUGGUGCUAAACUAUGCGACAAUCCCGCUUCAAGUCCAGGGAGUCAACCUCAACCUAUCGACAAUCCACAGCCUCAAUUCCUCGCCACCAAUUCUAUUCCUCCAUGGGUUCGGUUCAUGCAAAGAAGACCUGGCAGAUAUAGUCAUUCAUCCUAGUCUACAAAAGUAUGGUUUCCUCGCCUUUGACGCUCCAGGAUGUGGCCACACAACCAGCGACAAUCUCUCCGCCACCGAUAUCCCUUUCUUAGUCGCCACAGCGGAGGCCGUUCUGAAUCAUUUCCAAAUCACCAAAUUCCACCUCAUGGGACAUUCAAUGGGUGGACUCACUGCCCUCAUGCUCGCACAUCAGAACCACGAUAGGGUCCUCAGCUUCGUGGACAUUAAGGGCAAUCUUGCACCGGAAGAUUGCUUUCUCAGUCGGCAAAUCUUCACCUUUCCUUCGAAUGACGCGGAGGCAUUCCUUGACCAGUUUAUCGAUCGGACUCGGAAGGCGAACUCUUAUGCCAGUCCACUGUAUGCGAGUACCCUGCGUGCCCGAGUACGGGCUGGUGCCAUAAGGCCAAUUUUCGAGUCUAUGGUGCACCUAUCUGAUCAUGGCGAUUUGAUGGAGAAGUUCUUGGGGCUUCCGUGUCCGAAGAUGUUUAUGUUUGGUGAGGAGAAUCGGGGACUGUCGUAUUUGGGUCGUUUGGAGGAGCAAGGUGUUGAAUUGGCGAUGAUAGAGGAAAGUGGGCAUUUCCCCAUGUAUUCUAACCCGGUGGAGAUGUAUCGUCGGAUUUCCGAUUUCUUAGCUAGACUUUCAUAG
Messenger RNA from Penicillium brasilianum, 801 nucleotides. NCBI's taxonomy places the organism in Eukaryota, Fungi, Ascomycota, Eurotiomycetes, Eurotiales, Aspergillaceae. The record is from the annotation of a GenBank genome assembly.